AAGAAAAUAUAUCUUUGCAUAUUGCAGAACCAGGCACGAAGCUCCGGAGAAACAAUGGCGAAUUAUGCAAUUUAACAAAGGAAAAAGAAAAGGAUGACAUCGGUCUACGAAGUGGCCGUAUGGAAUGUCGUGAAUUAUGCACUUAUUAAAUUCAAUAAAUGGUCUGAUGGCCAGCUAGUUAUGGCCGAUCUACCAUCUAGAUGGCCAUCCCCUACCCUAAAAAAGAAAAUGGCAGAUUUGAACUUCUCCGGAUAACUAUGGCAUAGGGCUUUCAUUACAGCUACGGCUAUUUGAUAAGAACAAGGUGCUGGUGGUUCUGGAUUACGCACUCCUGCUUUCUACCGCUUCCCCUCUCUCUUGCUACAGUUUGUGGAAUCCAUGUGAGAAAUUGCAUGUUGGCAGGAAGAUAAGGCUGUCUCGUGCUUCUUCUGUCUCAUUUGGAUAGUGGCAUCAAGAGAUCGAAACACGCCUCUUCUCUUUGAAUUGAUCAAUUAGUGAGUUUCAACAACAGGGACGCAGUUUUGAUUACUCGUUUCGUUUGAAACUUGGGGAAUUAGGAGAUUUCGAAUUAUCAAAUCAGAGGAAGGGUCAAAUAUUGAGGACCACAGCUUCCAUGGUGACAUCCUCUGGUGCAUCAAGGAGGGCUAGGGUUCCUAACAGUACUGGGUAUAUUGCUUCCUGUUCAGUGGACGGCUGUGUUGCUGAUCUUAGCAAGUGCAGGGAGUAUCACAAGCGGCACAAGGUAUGCGAGGUUCACUCGAAGACUCCAGUUGUGGUGGUUGGCGGUCGGGAGCAACGUUUCUGUCAGCAGUGCAGCAGAUUCCACUCUUUGGCAGAGUUUGAUGAGGGAAAGCGAAGUUGCAGGAAGCGCCUCGAUGGCCACAACAGGCGCCGAAGGAAGCCACCCCAGCUGGAUGCUCAGAGCUCAGGAAACUCCCUAACAAAUCCCCAUGGCACCAGAUACUCCUUACACCAGCAUACAUGCUCCACCACAACACCUGAUUCUAACUGGAUCAACUUCUCAUCAAAAUCUGACCACGGAACUCUCCACUCUUCCGGUCUCCCUCUACAGUUCCCAUACUUGCAGCAGAGCGUGGCAGCCUCUGGCUCUGAUCGUGCUUUCUCUCUUCUGUCAUCUUCUUCCCAAUCAUCACACAUCAACCGAGGUCCAAUGAUGUACAACGUCAAUAAGAUUUUGCCGGACCAACAUUUGCAGCUAUGUAAUAGUGCAGAACUGUAUCCUUGCUUUCACUCUUCCACUCGUGCAUCAAUGGCAGGGAUGCCAUGUGGGCAACUGGAGGAUGAGAAUGUGGGCAGCAAAGUAGUAUCAGAAGCUAAUGGUACCAAUCUCCAUUGCCAAGAUGUGUUCCAGGGUAGCAGUAAGGUGUUGUUUGAAGAUACAUCUGAAACUCCUCCCAUCCACUGGCAAUGGGAUCAAAGCCUGUGUUCUAACAUCACUAUUAAGUUCAGAUGUCUCUUUUUGGAAUAUUUAGUUCACUUUAUGAUAGUCUUUAUUGAUUUAUCAAACCUGGUUUGGUGUCAUGAUUUGGCUUGAGUUGUAGUUGAUUUUAAAAUACCGACCCAUUUGAAAUGGC
Molecule: messenger RNA, 1595 nt
Organism: Phalaenopsis equestris
Lineage: Eukaryota; Viridiplantae; Streptophyta; Magnoliopsida; Asparagales; Orchidaceae
Product: squamosa promoter-binding-like protein 16
Exons: 6
Coding region: 614-1555 (313 amino acids)
Cellular component (GO): nucleus
Molecular function (GO): DNA binding
Source: RefSeq, a predicted model, not a curated record